UAUGAAAUUGUUAGUUUUAUGGGGCUGCAUAAUUUCUUUUAUUUUUGCACAAAAAUGCGACGAGGAUAUUGAAGUGAAUUCACAGACAGAUCUUGACGUUAUAUCUAAAUGCACAGUAUAUGAAGGGAGCAUUCAUAUUACAAGUUCUAUUGCUCUAAUUGAUCUUGGAGGUCUUGAACAUAUAUUAGGAGAUCUCCUUAUCUAUGAAAAUGAUGAUAUUUUAUUAUUUAAAGCCUCAAGUCUUGCAGAUGUGAAAGGAAAAAUAAUGUUUAAAAAAUUAACAGCACUUGAGAAGAUAGAAUUACCGAUGCUUAUUUCGGCGGAUUCUAUAACUCUAUUUCAAUGCGCACAACUCCAAACUCUCGAUUUAAAUACAGGUAUACGUCAUCUUAAUCAUGUUACAAUUUCAGAUACAUCAUUACGCACUAUAUCAGGAUUUUCAAUGAAAUCUCUUGUUUCUUUAAAUAUUAAUAAUAAUAAUUAUCUUAACGUUUUUGACAUGCCGGAUCUAGUUUCAAUCAGAGAUAAGUUUUCCUUUAUGCAGAAUGGUUUAGUCCAAAAUAAUAAUGGAAUUUCUAUUUCUUUGCCUUCUUUAGAAAGUAGUGGUGGUGUAUUUUUACAAAGUGUUUCUUCAAUAAAACUAGAACAAUUAAAAAAUAUCUCAGGAGAUUUAGGAAUAUCUCUAAGCACAUUAACCACUAUUACACUAGAAUCAUUAUUUAAUAUUCAUGGAUCGUUAUCUAUUUAUAAUAACAGCGUAUUAACUACUCUUGAAUUUCCAAGUCUAGUUUCAAUCGGAGGGACUUUUCUAGUUUCUGAUAACCCAAGUUUAUAUGCUAUCUCAGGAUUCGAUAAAGUUCAAUAUAUUGGCGGUUCAAUUCAUUGGACAGGAUUUUUAAAAAGUGUUUCUUUAUCCAGUAUCACUGAUAUAAAAGGCACAGUAAAAAUUAUAUCAAGCACUCAUAUUACAUGUCCAGCAUUUACUAAAUCUCGCGCUAUUAUUCAAGGCGCCAAUCCAAUAUGUAAAAGUUCCACAGGUUCCGGUUCUAAAGGUGGUCCUGGUGGUGGAAAAAGUGGUUCUUCUAGUAGUAAAAAGAACGGGUUUAUAUUUGUUGGAGAUACAUACUUUUUUAUCACAUUUCAAAUACUUUGCACUAUUAUAAUUUUGCAUUCAAUAAUCUAGUUGAUUAUCUCAUUUACGAGACA
This is a messenger RNA of Pneumocystis carinii B80, 1206 nucleotides long. RefSeq lists its product as hypothetical. The record is from RefSeq and is a predicted model, not a curated record. The annotation marks the transcript as partial. NCBI's taxonomy places the organism in Eukaryota, Fungi, Ascomycota, Pneumocystomycetes, Pneumocystales, Pneumocystaceae. Gene Ontology annotation, biological process: fungal-type cell wall organization. The transcript has 7 exons. Gene Ontology annotation, cellular component: plasma membrane; fungal-type cell wall.